Molecule: messenger RNA, 3685 nt
Organism: Mirounga angustirostris (Northern elephant seal)
Lineage: Eukaryota; Metazoa; Chordata; Mammalia; Carnivora; Phocidae
Gene: TNFSF8
Product: TNF superfamily member 8
Exons: 4
Coding region: 2680-3384 (234 amino acids)
Biological process (GO): CD8-positive, alpha-beta T cell differentiation; immune response
Cellular component (GO): membrane
Molecular function (GO): tumor necrosis factor receptor binding
Source: RefSeq, a predicted model, not a curated record
UCUUACGUUUCUACACUCACUGCAGAGUUUCGCUUCCAGAAGGGAUUUGAAAGUCACUCAACGAGAAACUCUGUAAAAGCUCUUUCCAUUUGUAUCUCGGAUGACCGACUGGAAAAGAGAAAGCAGCCAGGUAGCACAAAGGAUGGGACCACCAUGUUGGCCAGGCUGGAUCCCAGAGCAGCUGGGCAGCGAGAGGGCUCAGACCAGUGGGGUGGGACACGGGGAAGCUUGCGUGUGGAGGAGAGGCACGGGGACAGCCAUGAGAUCGGGCGCACAGGCUGCUGGAGAAGCAAACAGAUCUGAAAAUCUCAACUGCUCAGAAGGUUCUGAGUAAAAACAAAGGGUGAUUUUUUUCCCCCUUGUCAGCCUUCCCUCUCAGGACAUUGUACUAUAUGCAAAAUGUGUAACUGUAAGACAAACAUUUUUUUCCACUGCCCUUCUCAGCCCCACGGGCCUUCAGGAAGACCUGCACUUCAAGCAAAGCCUUUUUAUUUUCAACACCCACAGCUUCCAUUCCACAAUCAGAAGUUUUCCACCUUCAUCAAAGAGACUGAAGACAGAGGCCAAGGGAGCACUGUGUUCUCAGCAGUGCUGGGCAGGUUACGGCGCCCCCCACUACCCACUCACUGUCCAUGCUCACCUCCGGACACAGCCUUCUCACCAGAUCAGCUAGGACACUGGCUUGCUUCAUUCCCACCUCAGUUCCCAGGCCAAAUGAACACGUGCACCCACUCCUUCCAAAACUGAGCCCGACUUGGGGUCCAGGGGGUGUCUGCUUCCUUGACUGUGACGUAGGUAUACUUCAUACCACUCUAGGUAGCCCAAGAAAACAAUUUACCUCUUGAUGGCUCCUCCAUCUCCAGGAUCUGUGAUUUUAUGGAUUCACUGGGAAGGAAUAUUCAGACCAAUUCCUAGAGUCUGACCCAGCUCAGGCGAUGCUCGGCAGUCUGGGUUCACUGCAAUUGCAGCAGGAGGAAUCAUCCAAGCUUGGCUUUGGAUACAGGGUAUUUCCUUAGGAGGAGCUGGGCUUUCUGCUGGCUCUCUGAGAUACAGUGCAACCAAAAAUGCGCAGAAAGGCAGGGGAGGGCAGGCGCUUACAGAGAAUUGGGUACUUCCGAAUGAAGUUUUCAAAGACCCACAUCUGGAGGCACGAGCUCUGCAGUGAUUCAUAUUUUAAAAGGGGUGUUGAAAUGGAGAUUGUUGGUAACUGCGGAUGUGACAACUCUGUCCCCUAGAGAAUCUAUUAUAGCUGUCCAAAUUCUAAGACUCGGCCCAGGGCACCACUGGGAAUGGUUGACGGGGAUGGGCCAACACCUUUGCCCAGCCUAUCCCCAUUCACAGAGCGCCCUCGCUUGACUCUCUCAUGUGAAAUGCACAGUGUGUGUCCAUGCGUGGGGGGGAAGGGAGGGACGUAAGGACCUGCACAAGGCCCCAAGGCCAAUAGCAGACAGGGCUGAGAGCAGAACUCAGGUUUUCAGCCUUCAAGCGCCGGGAUGAUUGAACAAAUUAACAUGGGCCGACCGGUAUGGCUACGCACCCGGGUGAUGUCAUUGAUCGACAAUUGCCACUUUGAUCGAAACAGCUUUCGUGCUCUCUGAUCCUCAGUUUCGCCAACCGUGGAAAGGAAAUGUUCGCUGCGUCAGAGGGCAGAGGUGAGACCGGAGCAAGGCAAGGUGCAAAGCCCGUUAACACCAGCAUUGCGCCUGAGAUGGUCGAGCUUCAGCUGCAACAGUCACACUCACACACGCGCCCACCUCACACCACACAUAAGACACACACAACAUGCACCCCACAUCGUGGACGCGCAGCACACGCGCGCCACACGUGCAUACCACACGCCCACCGCCCCCCACGCUGCACCUGCUCCCCGCACAGAACACGCCUCCCACGUUCUGCACCACCCGCUUCCCCACCCCAGCGCCCCCGCCCCCGCCAGGCCCUUCCCCUUUCUGGGAGUGUGCUGGUGAACCCAGGUUUGUCUGCAGGCAGCAGGAAUUUUUGUUGAGAAGAUCAGUGUUUCCAGAUCCCUGCUCUCUUUGAAUCCGCCCCCACAUUUCAUCCUGCCCGUGGCUUGCCCUGUCCGGAUAAAACUCCCCAUUUGUGGGCUCUUUCUUCCCAGGUAGCUGGUAGCACGUGCAGUUUUCAGCAGAAGCUGAUAGGAUCAGACUGAACCCUUUUGAGUCCUUAUAGCCCAGUGCCAGGACCCCAGCUUCUCCGAGGCCCCGCAAAGAGACAUUUUCUGCCGAGGUCUUCUGAGCUGCAGGCCUCGCUAAAGAGAAUUUGCGGCUUCUCGAGCAGGAAGGCGUUUUGUGGCUGAGUCUAAAUGAAACAGAAGUCGCUUUGUGCACACACACACACACACACACACACCCCGGAGUAGGGAAACCGUCAUUUUCUUACUCGCCCUCUGACAUUAAUCACCUUCUCUGGAGCUGUAGUUGCUCUGGACUCAGAUUCAUCCCUGGCUGGCAAUGAAAAAUGAGCCUCUCCCCCACCCUUGCUGCCGCCUUUCGCCUCACGCCCCCAGAGAAGAGUUUCUUCGUGUGGCAGCCGGUGAAGGUUUUUUUCCACGUCACAUGAUUCAGGAUGCAGGGGGAGAAUCCUUCUUGGAACAGAGAUGGGCCCAGAAGUGAAUCAGAUGAGGACAGAUAAGGUGUGCUGUGGGAAGACUAUAUAAGAAUGGACCCAGGGCUGCAGCAAGCACUCACCCGAGUGGCCCCUUCUCAAGACACAGCCAUGCAUGUGCCAGCAGGCCCCGUCGCCAGCCACUUGGGAACCACGAGCCGUGGCUAUUUCUACUUCACCACCACCGCGCUGGCUCUGUGUCUCGUCUUUGCUGUGGCAACCAUUAUGAUGUUGGUAGUUCAGAAGACGGACUCCAUUCCUAACCCACCAGGAAAAUUCCCCCUUAAAGGAGGAAAUUGCUCAGAGGACAUCUCAUGUAUACUGGAAAAGGCUCCAUUCAAGAAGUCAUGGGCCUACCUGCAAGUGUCAAAGCAUAUAAACAAAUCCAAGUUGUCUUGGAACAAAGAUGGCAUUGUCCAUGGAGUCAGAUAUCAGGACGGGAAUCUGGUAAUCCAGUUCCCAGGUUGGUAUGUCAUCAUUUGCCAACUGCAAUUUCUCGUGAGAUGCCCAGAACAUUCUGUUGACCUGAAGUUGGAGCUUCUCAUCAACAAAGACGUCAAAAAGCAGACGCUGGUGACAGUGUGUGAGUCUGGAGCACAAACCAAAAACAUAUACCAAAAUCUCUCUCAAUUCUUGCUGGAGCACCUCCAGGUCAACACCACCAUAUCAGUCAAGGUGGAUAAAUUCCAGUAUGUGGAUACAAACACCUUUCCUCUUGAGAAUGUGUUGUCUAUCUUCUUAUAUAGUAGUUCAGACUGAACCAUUUCUUCUGGUCUUCAGGAAGAAAGCCACUCUCUACCAUACAGUACUUCAUCCAUCCAAACACUUGGGCAAAAAGAAAACUCUAGAUCAAGACUGAAACCAUAAAGUGUAUUAAAUAAUAUGCUACUCCUUCUGUCUCUUGGGAAGAUACAGCUCCAGGGUUAAAAAAAAAAAAAAAAAAAAACAGUUUUGAGUGAAGUAUCUUUCAAAUAGAAGGCAGGGAAGCAAGACAGUAUGGUGGGAAAAGCCCCACAUGGGUAUCAGAAGGGAUGAAUUUAUGCCCUGGCCCAACCACUAA